AACGUCACCGAACGUAAUAAAGAUGGCUACCGAGAAAUUGAAGAUUUGUGAUGUUGAGAAAGAAAUCAAAGAACUUGAGGGACAUAGCGAAUCAAUGGAGCAAAUCAACGAAGAAACGCAGAAAGCUAUAGAAAUGUUAACUUCAGGAAUAAUGACUGAAUUUUUGCCAGAGAUGGAUGACAUGAAAAGUCGUAUAAAAGAGCUAACACAGAACCAAGGGAUACUUAUUGAGACAAUACAACAAGAAAAUACCAAGUUCUUGGAGAGUCAUGAAGCUAAGGCACUUCGUGAAGUAGUAUCACAAGUUCAGAAGUAUAACAACAAAUUAAAAAAAAUUCAUAAUGAUAUGGGAGUGAUCAAUGAAAGAAUUGCUAGGCUAAAGAGAAGAGCUCACAAAUUAAAACAGCACAAAGAAAGAGAAGAAAAAAUAAAACAAGAUGCAAGAAAACGUGAACAAGAAAUUGAACAGGAACUUAUUGCCAAACCUGCAACCAAGCAAAAAUCGUAAACUUAAGUCAUUAAAUUGUAAAGACAUUCAAUAUUUCAGAAAGUAUGUGUUGCUCAGCAAAGGGKAAACACAAGGUGCACACACUGUCAAUAUACCAAAAUUAACCAAAAUUAUUUGAGAUUUUAGUGAAAGUGUCAGCAUUUACAGUUGUUUUUGUGUGCACUAAAUUUCCCCUUUUCAAUGAAAAAAAUAUGGAAACAWAAGAGCAUUUUUGAAAGAUAAAACAAAUAACUAAAUUGAAUUAUCGAGUUAUCUAUUCAGGGGGAGCCUUCUGGUUUGAAAUUGAUUGUUAUAAAUUUUGUUUGCUGAAGGUACUAUUUUUUGGCAAAAUUUUGGAAAUAUUCAUUUAUUUGUUGCAACUAGUUGGUUUUGUACAAUUAACAAAUUUAKUAUCACACUCAUCAGCAAGUUACAGUCAAGACUUUUGGAAAACUGUUAGUAAUGAUUAAAUCAGACAUGGCUGCUACUAGUAGGUUACAGUUGCAUUACAUAAUUCACAGGGACUAAAGCUUCAAGGGAUCAUUUACAAAUGAUUAGGAACUUUUCACUGAGGUACACAAUUGCAUUUUUGCUAUAUUAUAAUAGGGUUUACAUUUUUCAUUUUUAUAACUACAGCAAAGUGAGAAUUUUCCAAUAAUUACAUAUUUGCACUCUU
This is a messenger RNA of Exaiptasia diaphana, 1163 nucleotides long. Its product is annotated as biogenesis of lysosome-related organelles complex 1 subunit 6. The transcript has 4 exons. Gene Ontology annotation, biological process: intracellular transport. Bases 23 to 508 code for a protein of 161 amino acids. NCBI's taxonomy places the organism in Eukaryota, Metazoa, Cnidaria, Anthozoa, Actiniaria, Aiptasiidae. Gene Ontology annotation, cellular component: BLOC-1 complex; transport vesicle; extrinsic component of membrane. The record is from RefSeq and is a predicted model, not a curated record.